CUGCUUGUUAUUUAUUCUCAGAAAGUUCUGUGUGGAUAGGGAUUUAUAGGUAUCAGAAGAGAUGUUCUACUUAAAGAGUUCCCAAGCACUGCAGGCUCUAGAGAAUGCCUUAAGGAAGCACCUCCCUGAAUCCUUAAAGGUUUAUGGGACUGUCUUCCACAUCAAUCAAGGAAACCCAUUCAAGCUCAAGACUUUGGUGGACAAGUGGCCUGAUUUUAAUACUGUUGUUAUUCGACCCCAGGAAGAGGACAUGACAGAUGACCUUGACCACUACAACAACACUUAUCUAAUUUAUUCUAAGAAUCCCAAACAGUGUCAGGAAUUCCUUGGCUCAUCCGAAGUUAUUAACUGGAAACAACACUUGCAAAUUCAAAGUUCACAGUCAGACCUGGGCAAUGUGAUAGAAAGUCUUGGAGCAGCUAACUUGAGCAAGGUCAAGCAUAAGCAGUGCUUUCUCUAUAUGCGAUCUCAAACAGCAAAGAAACUGACUCCUUCUUUGGUGGAUGCAAAGAACCUAGUCAGCAGUGACGAGCCCACUCCUUUGAACCAUCAGUUAUUCAAACUCGCCUCCCUGGAUGUUACACAUGCUGCAUUGGUAGAUAGCAUCUGGUAUUUUGGUGGCAAUAAGAAGAGCCAGAAGUUCAUUGAACGUUGUAUCUUUACCUUCCCCAGCUUCUGUAUUAUGGGGCCUGAGGGGACCCCUGUGUCUUGGGCCCUGAUGGACCACACUGGAGAACUGAGAAUGGGAGGCACCUUGCCUAGGUACCGGCGCUGUGGUCUCAUUGAACAUGUUGCUGCCCAGCAGAUUCAGACAGUAGAAAAACUUAGCUUUCCCAUAUAUGCACAUGUGGAUAAGGCUAACUUCACUGUUCAGAGAAAAGUUACCAAGCUGGGGUAUAUCCCCUUGCUGCCCUGUACCUGGAACCAGUGGAACUGUGUACCUCCAUAAAGCUAGAAAAGGGUAAGAAGGGGCCUGCACUUGCAGACUGAGAAAUGGCUGAGUGAACAGAGAGAAAUGAAUUGUCAUUAGGAUGGUGUGUGUCUCUAGAGAGCAGAGGUGCAUCACAUUGAGCUGCACACACUGUUUCCUCGCCCUCACCUUGUUCAUGCUCUUAACUCCAUUCUUCAGCAUGCAGAAGGCCACCUUCUCCUCCUCCAACUCCGGUACAGACACCACAUUCUCAGCAUUCCUCUAAUUCAUUUGGCUAAAUUGCACUCUUUUCUAUUUGUUUUGCUAGAUCACUGAUCCAUGCCCAUUAGUCAGUAGGUUUGUUUUGUGACCUGCCUCCCACUCCCCCUGAACCCAGGCACGCCUCCUCCUGCUUUCUGUAGUUUUGCUUUUAUGGGCUAGAGAAGUAGCCCGUCAUCUAAAAAGAUGUAUUCAAAAAUCAUUCAUUCUCAUGUCACUCACUAGGCAUUAUAUCAUUAAUAUAUAAAAACUACUACAUAUGCAAACACAGAUACACAAUAUGUGUGGUGCAACUGUAAGAAUUAUUAGGAAAGAGACUAAGGCUCAGCAAGUAAAUGUGCUUGCAGCCAAACCUGGUAACCUGAAUUAGAUUCCUGGGACCCACUUGUAAAAAGAGAGAAUCAACUCCAUCAACUUGUCCUCUGACCUCCACAGGUAUGGGGUGGCAUGUGCAUACACAAAUAAAUAAAUGUAAUCUUUAAAAAGUUAAAAA
This is a messenger RNA of Mastomys coucha (southern multimammate mouse), 1682 nucleotides long. Its product is annotated as glycine N-acyltransferase-like protein Keg1. The transcript has 6 exons. Bases 62 to 949 code for a protein of 295 amino acids. Gene Ontology annotation, cellular component: mitochondrion. The record is from RefSeq and is a predicted model, not a curated record. NCBI's taxonomy places the organism in Eukaryota, Metazoa, Chordata, Mammalia, Rodentia, Muridae. Gene Ontology annotation, molecular function: glycine N-acyltransferase activity.